AGACAGCAGUGAGCUCCUCCAUGCGCGAACGUCAAUAGUCUUGCCUGCCUAAUUUGCAUUGCGGCGAGGACACUUGGGUCAUCUUAGCUAUUACAGCCAAGGUAAGCUGGGCCUUAGCUGUCUAGGUAGGUAGCUUGGGGACUCGGAGGAAAGCAUCUGCCUCCACCCCCUACCGAGGAAAUAAGUCAGAAUGAAAGUUGCCUUGAGCUGAAUCCUCUUGAAAAUUCUAUAUCUAUCUGCUUUAUCUAGCAUAGACGGACGUGUUACGGAGGGAGUCUGGUAAGCUCUUAGAGAAGCGUACAGGUAGUAGUGUCCGCCAAUAGUCCUUGACAGUGGACGCUGGUCCCUUCCAUGUUGAGAUGGCCUAUCAGUCGCUCUUUCCCAAACUCCAGACAGGCCUCGUUUUUGCAGCAAUCACAGUCCUGGCGGCAACCGUCACUGCAACUUCGUGCAGAAACAUACCGGGUGACCGUGGUUGGCCUUCUCCGGCAGCCUGGAGCUCGUUCAACGACACCAUUGGUGGCCGGCUGAUUGCAACCAUUCCCCAGGCCAGCGUCUGUCACACCUCCCCAUUUUCCAACUACGACGCGACGGCAUGCGAAGCCCUGCGAGCUCGGUGGAACACGGCAGGCAUCUUCGGAUCGCAUCCCGCAGAGAUCGUCAACGCUUUCUAUCAGAACCAAUCCUGCGACCCCUUCACACCAUCCACCAGGCCUUGUGAGCUUGGCAACUAUGCAGUGUACUCUGUCAACGUCUCGGGCGCCCAGGAUGUCAAGGCCGCCAUCGGAUUUGCUCGUAAGAACAAUAUACGGCUAGUCAUCAAGACUACCGGCCAUGACUACACCGGAAAGUCGAGCGGCCAGGGGUCGCUCUCACUCUGGAUGUGGAACCUCAAAAGCAAGAUCCUCAUCCCUCAAUACAGAUCCCGUUCGUAUUCCGGGCCGGCUAUUAAGCUCGGAGCAGGCGUACUUGUCGGAGAUGGCGUGACGGCCGCUCGGGACGCGGGCUAUCGCCUGGUAGCCGGUGAAUGUCUGACCAUCGCCGUCGCGGGCGGGUACACUCAGGGCGGGGGCCACUCAAUGCUGAACACGGCUUACGGCAUGGCGGCGGAUCAGGUUCUGGAAUGGGAAGUUGUCACGGCGACGGGCGAGUACCUCAUUGCCACUCCAGAGCAAAAUAGCGAUCUCUAUUGGGCCCUCAGUGGCGGGAGCCCAGGUGCCUUCGGCGUAGUCCUCAGCAUGACAGCCAAGAUUCACCCAGACGGCCCCAUUGCUGGCGGCUCCCUUUCGUUUCCCAAUUCCAAUCCAGACAAGUUUUGGGAAGCCGUUUCCCUCUGGAUCCAGCAGGCAAGCCGUCUAGUCGGGCAGAACAACACAAUCAUCUACCUCAUCAGCAGCGAUGGCUUCCAAGCCAUGGCCAUGACUCUCCCGGACCAGCCCGAGUCAGCCGUACAAUCUCUCCUAUCACCCUAUCUCGCCCACCUCGACCGGCUCAACAUAGCCUACUCUCUCACAACAAGCCAUGCCCCAACAUACCACGAUCAUUUCCAGGUGUACUUCGGCGCCUACCCCGAGAAUCCAACCACGAUCCUCAACAAUCGGAUCAUCCCCCGCUCCGUAUCCGACUCCCCCAACGCGACAGCAAAGUUAAUUGAUGCAUUCCGGGGAACCGUAAGUCAAGGGCGCUUUAUCCUGGGCUGCUCGAUAAUGGACGUUUCCAGAACGCCGCACCCGCCCAACGCCGUGUUGCCUGCUUGGCGGGAUACCGCGACGUCGUGCAACGUCAACGGCUUCUGGAACUUCACGGCGCCCAUAGAGGUGAACCACGCUCUGAAAAAGGAGCUGGUCGAGGUGCACAUGCCCAAGAUCGAGGCGGCCACGCCCGGGGGCGGGGUAUAUGCCAAUGAAAUGGAUCCAUGGUACAAAGGGGAUUGGAAACGCAGUUUAUAUGGGACCAACUAUGACCGGCUUUUGAGCAUUAAGAAAAAGUACGAUCCGGACAGUUUAUUGUGGGGAAAUUUCUCUGUUGGGAGUGACGGGUCGUUUAUUGAUGGGAGAGGGAGGCUGUGUAAGCGAUGAUGAUGCCGGGAGGAGUGGCGAACGAGGCGAGAUGAAAAGGUGUAACAUUAGGAUGUAAGUUGAGCGUUUUAAGAUCGAAUGUAGACUUUGAAAUUCGGACCUGACGCUUCCUCAUCGCUCCAUAAGAUCCCAAAACUUCAUGAAGUUCGUUUCCAUCGUAUUGUCAGAUCACGAUCUGGAGGCAUAGCCCCGACUCCAGAAUAACGAUCAUCAGGUCUGGCCGGUCGAUCCGACGGGGUUCCGUCUGGCUUAACCCAUCCGAUAACUUCAAGAUCGAACUUUAGAACCAACAACGCAACGGUGGUAAAAAUCUCAUAUUUGGAGAACCGGCG
This is a messenger RNA of Canariomyces notabilis, 2410 nucleotides long. RefSeq names its product putative FAD-dependent isoamyl alcohol oxidase. The transcript has 3 exons. Gene Ontology annotation, molecular function: FAD binding; oxidoreductase activity. The record is from RefSeq and is a predicted model, not a curated record. Bases 360 to 2078 code for a protein of 572 amino acids. Lineage: Eukaryota; Fungi; Ascomycota; Sordariomycetes; Sordariales; Chaetomiaceae.